This is a messenger RNA of Zingiber officinale, 381 nucleotides long. RefSeq names its product zinc finger protein 1-like. The record is from RefSeq and is a predicted model, not a curated record. Lineage: Eukaryota; Viridiplantae; Streptophyta; Magnoliopsida; Zingiberales; Zingiberaceae. Bases 1 to 381 code for a protein of 126 amino acids. The transcript has a single exon.
AUGGCCCAAACCCGACCGACGGCUCCCCGCCACCACCAUCAUCUGUCGGAGACCAGCAAAUCGCCGGAAGACGCCGCCAAGAACCAGAGCACCGCCACUACUACUCGCUCCUUCGGCUGCACCUUCUGCCGGCGAGGCUUCUCCAGCGCGCAGGCCCUCGGCGGCCACAUGAACGUGCACCGCAAGGACAAGGCCAAGCUCAAGCCCCCUCCUCACUUCCCCUCCCUCCUCCUCUCCGGCGCCGCCGCCGCCGCCGAGUCACCGUCGCCGUACCUUCUCGAGCAUCGCCGGCUGCUGCUUUCCGGUCAUGGGCCGAGGCGACUCGGCGAGGGGGAAGCGGAGGUAGAUCUCGAGCUCCGGCUGGGCCGAUCCGGAAGUUAA